AUGCCUCAGGAGCAGCCAUGCACCCUCCUAUCCCUGAGGCAAAGAGCUGACUGAUGGCAGUAACCCCUGCAGCUUCCCCACCAUUGCAGGUCCAGGAAGUGGCAAGCAAAUCCUGAUACUGUAACUUUAAGUGGGGGACUCCCCCCCCCCCAGCAACCCUAUGUUGACUACCACUAGGCCCUUUAAAGAGGAAAUGAAAUAGGACUAGGUUGUGGGAGCCACUCUAACUGCUGAUAACAUGAAAGUAAAAACCGCCUGCCAUGAGAACAGAAACAAACGCCGUCCCUGAAACAGAUGUGGCCCAGAUCAGGGCCCUGGUCCUAUUCUCAUCGCUGCUGACCCUCUGUGACUUUAAACACCUAGGUUAUGGAGCCAGCCUGACAUCCCCACUUAUGGCCAUUGCUGCGGUUAUUUCCUUGUCCUUCUAUUUGAUGUCCUGUAAUAAUAAACACACGGUGAAAGAGUUCACGGAAAUUGGAACUGAACACAGUGAAUCAUCUCCUUUACAAUGGGAGGGCCUCUUAAACUUCUGAUGCUGUCGAGAGACCUGGAUUCAUACUUAUAGUUCCACAAGAGUCUACACUGUGCAGAUCUAUCCAUGGGACAAUUCAAGAGCUACAAGACCCUGACCGUGGGGUUAAUCGUUCUGAUUUUGGUGUUCUAUCUCAUGAUAUCUUGGCCUGAGCCCAUGAACCGUUGGAUCCCACCACCUCAUCGUGCCUCUAAACAUGUCUCUGAGCCCAACAACUGGAACUCUCUCCCUCAAGAACUCACCAACCUGACCAGCCUUCUGUACUGGCCUCCAACUGGUAGCGACAAGGAUGACUUUUUGGCUUCCACCAGCCCCAGAACCUCAACUUACCACUUAAAGGGUCCUGCUCAGGCCAACUAUACUCUGGGAAGUAAUCUAGAGGCCAUUCUUGUGGCUAGGGACCACAAGGGUAGGCCCAAGACUCAUGGUGGAGAUCUGUUCCGGGCACAGCUGUUGGGGCAGGAGUUGAAGGCAGGAGUCCCAGGGGAGGUGAAGGAUCUGGAGAAUGGCACAUACCUCUUGUCCUUCCCCCUGCUCUGGGCUGGACCAGCCCAGGUGCAAGUGAGGCUGAUCCACUCCAGUGAGGUAGUCGGGGUCCUACAGAGAGUCUGGAAAGGAAAACGGGCCACCGUUGACUUUAGGGGGUAUUUUCGAGGCAGGAAUGGCACUCAAGAGACUGUGAUCUGCAAUGUGGACCCCCAGUCAACCGGAGCCCAAGGACCCACCUGCCAGUACAGGGAUGUGGUCUCUGGGGAGCUCUGGUUCUGUGCUCAACCCUCUACUCUGCCCUGCGACGCUUUAGUCGGUCACUCCAGUGGGAGUUACCUGAAGGUGACCACACGGCAUGAUGAAGAACUGAUGGCUGGGAGUGUGACUGACCAGCCACUCCCUUCAGGCAUAUCUCCCAUCCUGGUGACACCAGCAGCCAUUGGGAACAUGAGUGAUGUGGCCCUGCCCUCUCGGCCCCCAUGCCGCCCUGGCCACCUGUCUCCAAAACCCUCUGGCUUCUACUACCAAGACAGAUGGCACUCAACGUUCUGUUCUAGCCGCUCCUUCCCCACUGUGAACAGCAUCCUGAACUGCCUGGCUGGCCGCAUCGUCUACAUGAUGGGGGAUUCCACCCUUCGGCAGUGGUGGGAGUAUCUGCGAGACACAGUGCCCUCUCUGAAGCCAGUUGAUCUACAUGUCCAAUAUCAGGCAGGUCCCCUGAUGGCUGUGGACACAACUCGGGGGACAGUAUUGCACUGGAGGGCCCACAGCUGGCCCCUGCGCUCUCAUCGCACUCCAGUGGCCUCCUUGCACUCUGUGGCCAGAGUUCUGCAUGGCCUGGCCGGGGGUCCCUACACAGUGGUGGUGCUCGGUAUGGGAGCCCACUUCACCACCUUCCCUCCAUCCAUCUUUGCUCGAAGACUGGCAGGGAUUCGGGAAGCUGUGAAAGCCCUGCUGGACAGGGAACCCAGUACUCUGGUGGUUAUCAAACUGGCCAAUACUGGCUACAAAUCCGUGUAUGGCAGUGACUGGCUCACAAUCCAGGUGAACAGGUUCCUCCGAGCUGCCUUUGAUGGUCUCCAAGUGGCCUUUGUGGAUGCAUGGGAAAUGACCUCCAGCUUGGCUGUACCGGACAACAUCCACCCAAAGAGGCUUAUUGUCCGCAAUGAAGUGGAAUUAUUCCUGUCCUUCAUCUGUCCCACCUGAGUGCUCCUGGGGGACCUGAGAAUGAAUGGAGGCAGAGCCUGAGUGGGGGCCAUCAAAAAGAUGGACAGCAAAUGAUGGGUAGCUGAGGCUACCCCUGGCUCACCCACUGUAACACUCGGGUCACCAUAUUUUAUACAUCUUUCUAUGGACCACACGGAUAAGUCUAAUUUUAUAUAAAUGAGAUGAUAUUUUACAUAGUGUCUUUUUUUGAACGUGAAAGGUUGUGUUUGGUGUAUGCACACAUGUGCAUAUAGGUGCCCUCUCCCAUGUGUACACAGAGGCCAGAGGAGAUCUUAGAGUGUCCUGUUCUAUCACUGUCUACCUAAUUCCCUCGAGAGAGGGUCUCUCAUUGGACCUGGAGCUAGGCUGGCAGGCAGAAGCCUCAUGGAUCCUUUUGUGUCUGUCACCCACAGCCCUGGGCUUACAGCACAAAGUUCAUAUCAGUUUUUUUUUAUGUAGUGUUGGGUUUUUACACUCAGGCCCUCAUGUUUGCAUCCUUACCCACUCUUUUUUUUUUUUUUUGGUUUUUUUCGAGACAGGGUUUCUCUGUGGUUUUGGAGCCUGUCCUGGAACUAGCUCUGUAGACCAGGCUGGCCUCGAACUCCCAGAGAUCCGCCUGCCUCUGCCUCCCGAGUGCUGGGAUUAAAGGCGUGCGCCACCACCACCCGGCCCCACUCAUUUUUUUUAAGGCAAGUGUUAGGGUUAUAGAGAUGGCUCGUUUUUUUUUUUUUAUAUUUAUUUAUUAUGGAUACAAGAUUCUGUCUGUGUGUAUGUCUGCAGGCCAGAAAAGGGUACCAGACCUCAUUACAGAUGAUUGUGAGCCACCAUGUGGUUGCCGGGAAUUGAACUCAGGACCUCUGGAAGAGCAGCCAGUGCUCUUAACCACUGAGCCACCUCUCCAGCCCAGAUUUUGCAAUUGUUGAGAAAUAACAGAAAGGGAUCCCUUGUACCUUGUACUGAGUUUCUCCUGAUGACAAUGUCUUGGAGAACUGUGUAUACACAGUCAGGAUGCGAACGUGAGAAGGAGACUAACAGUCUUACCCGGAUGUUUCCACUUUUGUCGGACUCACUCGUGCAUUUGUCUGCUUCUUAAUUUUGUAUCUCUGGGCAUGGAUCCCAGGGCCUGGACAUGGUAGACACUGAUAGAUACCACUGAGCCACACCCCAGCCCCUCACUAGAGUAUAAUGGGUAUGUAAUACAUAGGAGCUGCAUCAAAGCAGGGUUAAAGUACUAAUGACUCUCUGGAAAGAACUCAAGACCACAUUAGAAAGAAGAAAAAUAAAACAAAACAUCUCAUUUAACUUUACUUAAGAUUUAAGUUAAAUCGCCAGGCCACAGUGGCUCACACCUUUAAUUCCAGUACUCAGGAGGCAGAGGCAGGCAGACCUCUGUGAUACCCUCUCCAAGUCAGGAUUUCCAAACACAGUCCUGUCAGUGGUUAGAGUUUCAAUGUCUAAAGUUAGGAAGAUAAGCAAAGCCACACAAAAGAUAAAAUGAGAAAAUUUCCUGGACUCUAGUGUGGCUCCAUUGUGGACACUUGUGUAUGUUAGAAAGAAGAAUGGUCCAUUUCCAAAGUGCCUUAGCUUAGGUCCAGACAAUGAUAACAGAAACCCAGGACCCUGCUAGCAUGCACUAAUCUAACUAGCCCUCAACAAACUACAGGUUUAGAGGAAAAGAGUAACCGUUUGGCGCAGGAGUGAUGGACUCGGUGGUUCACAGCUCUAGCUGCUCCAUCAGCGCGGGUCCACUAGUGUGUCAGCUUCUUCCCUUUUGCUGUGAUGAAAGCAUCUCAGGGAAAAAGAGUCCAAGUGGGAGAGGGAGAAUCUAAAUAGUGGAGCAAGCUGCAGGCAUGGAAGCAGAAGCAGGAAGCGGAGAAAUUACAUUAGGAAGUAGAGACAUAAUUAGAAACGGGGUGAAGCUAUAACCCCCCUAACUCCUCCCCUAAUAAUAUACUUCCUCCAGCAAGGCAGCACCUCCUAAA
Molecule: messenger RNA, 4209 nt
Organism: Alexandromys fortis (reed vole)
Lineage: Eukaryota; Metazoa; Chordata; Mammalia; Rodentia; Cricetidae
Product: NXPE family member 3-like
Exons: 6
Coding region: 599-2227 (542 amino acids)
Source: RefSeq, a predicted model, not a curated record